This is a messenger RNA of Corvus hawaiiensis (hawaiian crow), 1845 nucleotides long. RefSeq names its product mesoderm specific transcript (gene MEST). NCBI's taxonomy places the organism in Eukaryota, Metazoa, Chordata, Aves, Passeriformes, Corvidae. The transcript has 12 exons. The record is from RefSeq and is a predicted model, not a curated record. Gene Ontology annotation, molecular function: catalytic activity. The coding region runs from base 68 to 1102 and encodes 344 amino acids.
CGCCCCGCCCCGCCCCGCCGGGAGAGCGCGAUGGCGGCGCGCGCCCGCGGCGGCACCUGAGCGCAGGAUGAAGGAGUGGUGGGUGCAGGUGGGGCUGCUGGGCGUGCCCCUCCUCGCCGUCUACCUGCACAUCCCGCCCCCCCAGCUCUCCCCGGCGCUCCGCUCCUGGAAAUCCUCCGGAAGCUUCUUCACCUACAAGGACCUGAACAUCUUCUACAGAGAUUCCAGCGGCGCCGUCGGCAGCUCCGACAUCGUGGUGCUCCUCCACGGCUUCCCAACGUCCAGCUACGACUGGAGCAAGAUCUGGGAAGGGCUGACCCAGCGCUUUCACCGGGUGAUUGCCCUGGAUUUCCUUGGAUUUGGGUUCAGUGACAAGCCUAGGCCCCAUGGCUACUCCAUCUUCGAGCAGGCCACCAUCGUGGAGGGGCUGCUGCGGCACCUCGGGCUCCGGCACCAGAGGAUCAACCUCCUGUCCCACGAUUACGGGGACACGGUCGCCCAGGAGCUGCUCCACAGGUCCCCGCCACCCCUCCUGCCCUUUGUUGUCUCCAUCAAGAUGAUUCUCAGCAGGUAUGAGCACAAUAAAACUGGAAGCAUCCUGAUCAACAGCCUCUGUUUAUCCAACGGAGGGAUUUUUCCUGAAACACACUACCCCCGCUUCAUCCAGAAGCUCCUCAAGGAUGGGGGGUUGCUGUCCCCCAUCAUCCUGCGGCUGAUGAACUUCUUUUUCUUCUCCGGAGGGCUCGGGGCAGUUUUUGGGCCCUACACGCAGCCCUCGCAGGCGGAAUACUGGGAUAUGUGGACAGCAGUGCGGAAUAACGACGGGAAUCUCGUUAUGGACAGUAUUUUGCAGUACAUAAACCAGAGAAAGAAGCACAGAGAGCGCUGGGUUGGGGCUUUGAUGUCUACCUCGGUCCCACUGCAUCUCAUCUACGGGCCCCUGGACCCUGUGAAUCCACACCCGGAGUUUCUCCAGUUUUACAAGAAGGUGCUUCCCAUGUCCACAGUGUCCGUGUUGGAUGACCACAUCAGCCACUACCCCCAGCUGGAGGAUCCCACGGGAUUCCUGAAUGCUUAUCUGAAUUUCAUCAACUCCUUCUGAGCUGCUGCAGCUCAGUUCUGACCCUCUGCUUCCGAGUCAGGCUUUGGGGGCAGGAAAAACCCCCUUGAUUUUAUCUCCCACAUCCAACACUGCACUCACACCCUCAUCCUGGGCUGCCAAACAGAGUUAAAUCCUUGGAGCACUGGAAAAAUGAGGGGAAAAGCAGGAUGCUGACAGCUCUUCCAACCCUCUACUCCCCUUCUUGCCCAGCUUCUGUAUUUAGAGAGGCAGGGGUUUAAAUUAGCAUUAAACGUGUUCCUUCCUUCCAUCCUCACCCUGACUUGGGAAGAAACACCAGUUCAUCAGCAGGUCCCUCCAUCCCCUUCCCUUCCCAGUUUUCCAUAUGGGAUUUUUUCCCAAUUUGAACCCAGGAAAAGGCUGCCCUGGGGUUUGGUAUUACCUGACAUAAGGCUCAGAGAAUUGAAUCUGCCUCAAGAGAUGGAGUUUUAUCUCUCUCUGUACAUUGAUUUUUCUGUGUGGAAGAAGAGACAGUCACAAAAAUAUUGCAAAUUUGGAGGUUUGGGGUGGGUUUUAAUUGUUUAUGUUGGGAAUUUAAUAGCAUCCCUUUAGGAAUAAGAGGAUUUUGCUUCAUAAACAGCCACGAUGGGCUAUUUUUUCUGUACUGGAGCAGACAGAAUUAGAACAAAAAAAUUCUAUUUUAUUAACAGUAAUUCAUAUGAAUUCCACCACUUGAACCAGUGUUUAUUUUCUGUUAAUAAAAAGCAAUUUUGACAAAAAUCUGA